Messenger RNA from Striga asiatica, 3843 nucleotides. The record is from the annotation of a GenBank genome assembly. NCBI's taxonomy places the organism in Eukaryota, Viridiplantae, Streptophyta, Magnoliopsida, Lamiales, Orobanchaceae.
AUGAUUCAGGGUACACCUGUAAAUAUAAUUGUUGGAUCCCAUGUGUGGGCCGAGGAUCCUGAACUCGCCUGGAUUGAAGGUGAAGUAGCAGAAAUUAAAGGAUCAGAUGCAGUCAUACUCACCACAACCGGAAAAACCAUAGUUGCAGCUAUUUCAAGCAUAUACCCCAAAGACACGGAGGCACCCCCAGCAGGGGUAGAUGAUAUGACCAAGUUAGCUUACCUCCAUGAGCCUGGAGUCUUAUAUAACCUCGCGUCUAGGUUUGCCAUCAAUGAGAUUUAUGCACUUGAAGACUCUCUUUGCAAGCGUGUGAUUGUGACGCCCGAUGGAAGCAUCACAAAACCACUCGACCCAGCUGCAGCUGUCACGAGCCGAGAUGCUUUUGCAAAGACAAUAUAUUCUAGAUUAUUUGACUGGAUUGUUGACAAGAUAAACAUUUCGAUUGGUCAAGAUCCCAAUGCAAAAAACAUAAUUGGAGUCCUUGAUAUAUAUGGGUUCGAGAGCUUCAAAAUCAACAGUUUUGAGCAGCUAUGUAUCAACCUGACAAAUGAGAAGUUGCAACAGCAUUUCAAUCAGCAUGUAUUCAAGAUGGAACAGGAAGAGUACACGAAAGAGGAAAUUAACUGGAGUUAUGUCGAAUUCGUAGACAACCAAGAUGUACUAGAUCUCAUUGAAAAGAAACCUGGAGGAAUAAUUGCUCUCCUUGAUGAAGCCUGCAUGUUUCCCAAAUCAACACAUGAGACCUUCGCGCAAAAAAUGUACCAGACUUAUAAAGCACACAAGCGCUUUAGCAAGCCGAAACUUGCCCGCACUGAUUUCACAAUAAAUCACUAUGCUGGUGAUGUUACUUACCAAGCUGAUCACUUUCUGGACAAGAACAAGGACUAUGUGGUUGCAGAACAUCAAGCUCUUUUGACAGAGUCCAAGUGCUCGUUCGUUUCAAAUCUCUUCCCUCAACUGGCAGAGGAGGCAUCAAAGCAGUCCAAGUUUUCUUCCAUUGGUGCUCGUUUCAAGCAACAACUGCAAUCUUUAAUGGAAACCUUGAGCACGACGGAGCCACAUUAUAUUCGAUGUGUGAAGCCUAAUACAGUUCUGAAGCCUGGAAUCUUCGAAAACUUCAAUGUCUUAAACCAGUUGCGAUGUGGAGGUGUCCUGGAGGCUAUAAGGAUAAGUUGUGCCGGAUAUCCAACCAAAAGAACAUUUGAUGAGUUCAUAGACCGGUUUGGGAUGCUAGUUUCAGAUGUUGUGGAUGGGUCGGAUGAGAAAUCAGCGUGUAUUGCAAUAUGCGACAGGAUGGGAUUAAAAGGUUAUCAGAUUGGGAAAAGCAAGGUAUUUCUCAGAGCAGGACAGAUGGCAGAAUUAGACGCUAGAAGAGCUGAAGUUCUGGCUCAUGCUGCAAAGCGUAUUCAGAGACAAAUUCGAACUCACCUUACGAGAAAAGAGUUUAUUAUCCUGCGCAAGGCCACCAUUAAUAUCCAGAAACUUUGGAGAGCAAGACUCGCGCGUAACCUAUAUGAACACAUGAGGAGAGAAGCUGCUUCGGUAAGGAUACAGAAACAUGCACGUGCUCAUGCAGCAAGAAGAUCUUACAGCAAACUACAAGGGGCAGCAACAGUGAUACAAACCGGGCUACGAGCAAUGGCUGCACGAAAUGAGUUCAGAAGAAGAAGACAAAACAAAGCAGCAGCAAUCAUUCAGACACAAUGGAGAAGUUUCCAUGCUCUUUCUUUGUACAAUCAACUGAAAAAGUCAACUGUUACACUUCAAUGUCUAUGGCGAGCCAGGAUAGCGAGACGGGAGCUUCGGAAGUUGAAGAUGGCGGCAAGAGAAACAGGAGCACUCAAGGAAGCAAAGGACAAGCUUGAGAAGCGUGUAGAGGAGCUCACGUGGAGAUUGGACAUUGAGAAACACUUACGAAUGGAUAUUGAAGAAGCAAAGGGGCAAGAAAUUGCAAAAUUGCAGAAUGCUAUACAGAAUAUGCAAACGCAACUCCAAGAAGCACAGGCUGCAAUUAUUUCUGAAAGGGAAGCUGCCAAAAUAGCUAUUGAACAAGCCCCACCAGUCAUCAAGGAAGUACCAGUUGUUGACAACACAAAGGUGGAGCAACUGACAAAUCAAAACCACGAAUUUGAGGAAGUGAUAGUCAAAUUAAAGAAGCGGGUGGAGGAAUUUGAGAACAGCUUUUUGAAGAUGGAAACAGAUAGUCAAGCCAGACUAAGAGAAGCUGCGGAAGCCCAGAAGAGAGCCGCAGAACUACAAGACACAAUAGAAAGAUUGGAAAUCAAUGUUUCUAAUCUUGAGUCAGAGAAUCAGGUUCUGCGCCAGCAGGCAUUGGCAGCAUCUGCUAAAGAGGACUCCGCUGAGGAAACGGAAUACUUGAGGGGGAAAAUCAGAGAUUUGGAGUCUGAGAACAAUUUCCUACGCAGUCAAAAGGUUGUCGUGGAGCAAAUAGCGAGUUCUGAUGGUCAAAUUUGCCAACCAGUAAAGGACUUAAAUAAUGAACAUCAAAACCAUAAUUGUUUUCAAAUGAUGGAACAGCAUCCAGACUCAGAAGCUACGCCACCUAUCCUCACUAAACAAAGAUCGUUGACAGAUAGGCAGCAGGAAAACCAUGAUGCACUAAUCAAAUGCCUUCUUCAAGACAACCGCUUUGAUAAGAACAGGCCUGUUGCUGCUUGUAUUGUGUACAAAGCACUAGUCCAGUGGAGAUCCUUCGAAGCAGACAAGACUAAUAUAUUUGAUAGGAUCAUUCACGCUAUCCAAUCAUCAAUAGAGGAGAACCAGGACAACACCAGAAACCUGGCCUACUGGCUGUCGACAACUUCGACCCUUUUGUUCCUUUUGCAAAGAACAAUCAAAGCAAGCAGCACAUCAUCAGUUGCAUCAAGACGUAACCGAAGUUCACCAAUGUCUCUGUUUGGUAGAAUGGCACAGGUUAGAUCAUCUUCUCUGAUCACGGGAUUAUCUAGCGGUUACAGCGGAAUGGAGGGAAAUCCGAUCUCAAAAUCAAGGAUUGAAGCUAAAUACCCAGCUUUAUUGUUUAAGCAACAUCUAACUGCCUGUGUUGAGAAAAUAUACGGGAUGAUCCGUGAUGGGUUGAAGAAAGAGAUCAACCCAUUUCUCACCCUCUGCAUACAAGCAGCUAGAACUGCAAGGAUCAGACCAGUAAAAGGGCCAUCCAAAAGCAUCCAUUCUCAUACGAUAACAAGACAAGCGGGCUCUAGUAUACACUGGCAGAACAUAGUUGACAGCCUGAAUCAGACCAUGAGAAUACUGGCUGAAAACUAUGUUCCUCCUACCAUCACGAGGAAAAUUUUCAGGCAGGUUUUCUCAUUCAUUAAUGUCCAGCUUUUUAAUAGCUUAUUGCUACGCCGUGAGUGCUGCUCAUUUAGCAAUGGUGAAUAUGUAAAGGCUGGUUUACAAGAACUAGAACAUUGGUGUACAAAAGCAACAGAUGAGUAUGCUGGAUCCUCGUGGGAGGACCUUCAACACAUAAGGCAAGCUGUAGCUUUUCUGGUUUUACAUCAGAAAGCCCACAAAUCAUUGGACGAGAUCACGAAUGAAUUCUGCCCAGUACUGAGCAUUGCACAAAUAUAUAGAAUCGGAACCAUGUUUUGGGAUGACAAAUAUGGAACCCAAGGAUUAUCCACAGAGGUGAUUGCAAAGAUGAAAGCACUGACAAUAGAAGACUCAGUUAGCACACCAAACAAUACUUUCUUGCUCGAUGUGAAUUCCAGUAUACCUUUCUCCAUGGAUGAGAUAUCACAAUCUUUUCGCGAUAUUGAUGUAUCCGACGUGGACCCACCGCCCCUCCUUCGCCAAAGCUGUUUGACGAUGUACUAG